Messenger RNA from Capsella rubella, 3325 nucleotides. Its product is annotated as probable LRR receptor-like serine/threonine-protein kinase At1g12460. Gene Ontology annotation, molecular function: ATP binding; protein kinase activity; protein binding. The record is from RefSeq and is a predicted model, not a curated record. Bases 478 to 3126 code for a protein of 882 amino acids. Gene Ontology annotation, biological process: protein phosphorylation. The transcript has 2 exons. NCBI's taxonomy places the organism in Eukaryota, Viridiplantae, Streptophyta, Magnoliopsida, Brassicales, Brassicaceae.
UUCUUCUCUAUAAUGCAAGAUGAGCUCAGUUCUGUCCUGAACAACCACCUUCUUAUUUUAUUUUUUCAGUUGUGUUUGGUUCACAAACUUGCAAAAACCCCACAAAUCUGGUUUAUUCUCUGUUCAUGGGUAGUUCUUGAAUCUGUGAUUCUUUCUUCUUUUGUCGUUUCUUGGAGAGUGUUGACUUUGGUCGGUAGAUUUUUUUCUUCUUUCUUUCUAGCCGUUAAGGAUGACUUAAAUAAAUGCAGAAGCAGCUCAAAAGUUUUAAGCUUUAGCUCAAUCCCAAGAAAAAAAUCAACCGUUUAGUUUCACAUUUCGGUUCAUAAAUGCUGCUACUUGUUCUUGAUUCUGGUGUUGAAGGACGGAUCCCAAUUUGGAGCUCAAGAUUGUAGAUUAUCAAACCGGGUUCAGUUUCGGGUUCGGGUUCGGAUCCUGAACCGAGAAUGUCAUUUGGGUAGACGCCUUUAUCAGCUGAACAUGAGAAAGGUUCAUCUUUUUCUGGUUUUGUUAACUCUCACCUACAUUUCAGCUGCUCGCUCUGAUACAAUCAAUGAGCGAGACGUUUUGCUUCAGUUCAAAGACAGUGUCAGUGACGAUCCGUACAACAGCUUGGCCUCUUGGGUCUCCGACGGCGACCUCUGCAACAGCUUUAAUGGAGUCACUUGUAACCCAGAAGGUUUCGUGGACAAAAUCGUUCUGUGGAAUACAAGUCUCGCCGGAACCCUAUCUCCGGGAUUGUCAAAUCUGAAGUUUGUUCGAGUUCUGACCUUGUUUGGCAACAGGUUUACAGGUAAUUUACCGUUGGAUUACUCAAAGUUACAAACUUUGUGGACGAUUAAUGUUAGUUCGAAUUCGUUGUCUGGUUCAAUCCCGGAGUUUAUUGGUGAUUUGUCUAGCUUAAGGUUUCUCGACUUGUCUAGAAAUGGUUUCUCUGGAGAGAUUCCGGUUUCUCUGUUUAAUUUCUGUAACAAGACCAAAUUUGUUUCACUGUCUCAUAACAAUCUCUCUGGAUCAAUCCCUGCUUCAAUCGUGAACUGUAACAACCUUGAAGGAUUUGAUUUGUCUUACAAUAAUCUGAAGGGAGUGUUGCCUCCUAGGAUUUGUGAAAUUCCGGUGCUUGAGUAUAUCUCAGUGAGAAACAAUUUGUUAUCUGGUGAUGUCUCUGAGGAGAUACCUAAAUGUCAGAGAUUGCGUCUUGUCGAUUUCGGAAGCAAUUUGUUCCAUGGAUCAGCGCCUUUUGAGGUUCUUAGAUUCGAGAAUAUAACCUAUGUCAAUGUUUCUUGGAACCGGUUUGGUGGGGAGAUUGGAGAGAUAACUGAUUGCAGUGAUAGUUUAGAGUUUUUGGAUGCUUCAUCGAAUGAGUUAGCCGGGAGGAUACCUACUAGUGUAACGGGGUGCAAAAGUCUCAAACUUUUGGAUGUGGAGUCUAACAAGCUGAAUGGGAGUAUCCCGGGAGGUAUCGGGAAGAUGGAGAAACUCUCGGUGAUCAGAUUAGGUGAUAAUUCUAUAGAUGGGGAGAUACCAAGGGAGAUUGGAAAUUUGGAGUUCCUACAGGUUUUGAAUCUGCAUAAUCUCAACCUCAUUGGUGAAAUACCAGAGGAUAUAUCCAAUUGCAGAGUACUUCUUGAACUAGAUGUUUCAGGGAAUGAUUUAGUAGGAGAGAUCCCUAAGAAGCUAUUAAACUUAACAAACCUAGAGAUUCUUGAUCUGCAUCAAAACCAUCUCAAUGGAAGUAUCCCAUCUGAUCUUGGAAAGCUCUCCAGAAUCCAGUUUCUUGAUCUUUCACAUAACUCGCUCUCAGGGUCAAUCCCAUCUUCCCUCGGGAAUUUGAAUACACUAACGCAUUUUAAUGUCUCCUAUAACAAUCUCUCCGGUGUUAUCCCUCAUGUUCCAGUGAUGCAAGCUUUUGGAUCUUCUGCAUUUUUGGACAACCCUUUCCUCUGCGGUGAUCCACUUGUAACUCCCUGCAAUUCACAUGGAGCUGCAACAACAUCCAGAAAUUCUAAUGCUCUAAGCAUUUCAGUUAUCAUUGUUAUUAUUGCGGCUGUUGUUAUCCUCUUCGGUGUCUGUAUAGUGCUUGCUUUGAAUCUAAGAGCUCGUAAAAGGAGGAAAAACGAAGAAAUACUUACAGUUGAAACCACUCCUCUGGCGUCUUCAAUUGACUCUUCUGGUGUGAUUAUCGGAAAACUUGUUCUUUUCAGCAAGAAUUUGCCAUCAAAGUAUGAAGAUUGGGAGGUGGGUACAAAAGCUUUGCUCGACAAGGAAAAUAUUAUUGGCAUGGGGUCGAUUGGAUCAGUUUAUAGAGCAUCUUUCGAAGGAGGGGUUUCCAUUGCAGUAAAGAAGCUUGAGACUUUAGGAAGAAUCAGAAACCAAGAAGAGUUUGAGCAGGAAAUUGGACGGCUUGGAGGUUUGCAACAUACGAAUCUGUCUUCUUUCCAAGGUUACUACUUUUCCUCAACUAUGCAGUUGAUUCUCUCUGAAUUUGUCCCUAACGGUAGCCUCUACGAUAAUCUACACCUAAGAAUCUACCCGGGAACCAGCUCAAGCCAUGGGAAUACCGAUUUAAAUUGGCACAGAAGAUUUCAGAUUGCUUUAGGGACCGCAAAAGCGCUCUCUUUCCUUCACAAUGACUGUAAACCGGCGAUUCUUCAUCUCAAUGUUAAGUCCACCAACAUUCUUCUAGAUGAAAGAUAUGAGGCAAAGCUAUCGGAUUAUGGACUAGAAAAGUUUCUUCCGGUUAUGGACAGCUUUGGUUUGACUAAGAAGUUCCACAACGCAGUGGGGUAUAUUGCUCCCGAACUAGCUCAGCAGAGUUUGAGAGCAAGUGAUAAAUGCGAUGUGUAUAGUUAUGGUGUAGUUCUUCUUGAGCUGGUUACAGGUAGAAAACCAGUGGAGUCUCCAUCAGAAAACAAAGUCUUGAUCUUGAGAGAUUAUGUGAGGGAUUUAUCGGAGACUGGUUCGGCUUCUGAUUGUUUUGACAGAAGGUUGAGAGACUUCGAAGAGAAUGAGCUUAUUCAAGUCAUGAAGUUAGGACUGAUUUGUACGUCGGAGAGCCCAUUGAAGAGACCGAGUAUGGCUGAGGUUGUGCAGGUUCUUGAAUCAAUCAGAAAUGGAUUUGGAUCAUGAUGAGUAAAGAUUGCAUAGAAAAUGUGCAGGGUAGUAUUUAGAGCUUAGAAAGUGGGGUUUAAGGGGAAAUAAGUUAUUCUUUUGGAUUUUGGUGAUAUUCCGGUUUAGGCUUACAUUUGUUCAAUGAAAUUGUUAGUCUGGUUAACACAAUACCAAACCGAGUUUUGACGAAUGUAGAUAAGCAUUUUCAAUCUUGAGA